Messenger RNA from Schistocerca cancellata (South American locust), 1968 nucleotides. RefSeq names its product sodium-coupled monocarboxylate transporter 2-like. Gene Ontology annotation, molecular function: symporter activity. Gene Ontology annotation, cellular component: membrane. The record is from RefSeq and is a predicted model, not a curated record. Lineage: Eukaryota; Metazoa; Arthropoda; Insecta; Orthoptera; Acrididae. Bases 105 to 1835 code for a protein of 576 amino acids. Gene Ontology annotation, biological process: transmembrane transport; sodium ion transport. The transcript has 15 exons.
CGCGUUUGUGUUCUCCAAACCGUUCUUUAGCCACCAACGUGGAGCCACAGUAGUGAGACUGUCGACCCGUACUGCAGAGUGGCCUGCAUCAGCAUACGAGAGCCAUGUUCCCGGCGUUUUCUGCCAACUUGACGCGUCCGGAGGGCGUGGCAGCAGAGUUCGGCUGGGUGGACUAUCUGCUAUUCGCUGUCACGCUCGUCAUUUCAGCGCUCAUCGGCGUCUACUUCGCCUUCUUCGACCCCAAACGCCAGAACACGCGUGAUGGCUACCUCAUGGGCGGCCGCACUAUGGGGAUCUUCCCCAUAUCGAUGUCGCUUAUAGCAAGUUACAUUUCUGGCAUAUCAUUGCUGGCAAUACCUGCGGAAAUGUACGUUUACGGAACACAGUACUGGGUAGCAGUGACUAGCGACAUACUCGCCAGCUUGACAAUGGCAUUCAUUUACCUGCCAGUGUUUUAUCAACUGAAGAUAGUUUCUUCGUACGAGUACCUGGAACUACGAUUCAGCAGACCAGUCAGACUAUUUGGCUCUGUUGUCUUCCUCAUUAAAAUGAUGCUCUAUAUUCCCAUAGUCAUCUAUGUGCCAGCUCUUGCUUUCAGUCAAGUUACAGGCUUCAACUUGCAUUUAAUAACACCUGUUGUUUGUAUCGUCUGCAUCUUUUAUACCAUGUUGGGAGGAUUGAAAGCUGUUGUAUGGACUGAUGCUUUACAAACAGUGCUAAUGUUUGGUGGAGUCAUCGUGGUGAUGAUACUGGGAACAGUGUAUGUUGGUGGCCCCACUGCUGUAUGGCAGCGUGCUAUCGAUGGGGAGAGGAUUGAGUUCUUCAAACUAAGUCUGGAUCCAACGGAGAGACAUACUAUCUGGAGUGUUGUUAUAGGAAACUACACUAGUGUACUUGCUGCCUUUGCUGUUAAUCAAGCCAUGGUACAACGAGCUCUUGCCAUGUCAUCAAUAAGGAAAGCAAAAAUAACAAUUGGUAUUCUGGCCAUAGGGCUUGCGUGCAUAGUGAGCAUGUGCUGCUACACAGGACUUGUCAUUUAUGCUACAUUCUUUGUCUGUGAUCCUAUAUCUACAAAGCAAAUUGGGAAAGCUGAUCAGUUGCUGCCACAUUUUGUAAUGGCCAUAUCAAAGGGUAUCCCUGGCCUCCCUGGCCUCUUCAUGGCUGGAGUCUUUAGUGCUGCUUUGAGUUCAAUGUCAACUGGACUCAACUCCAUGACUGGAAUAAUAUUUGAAGACUUGAUACGACCAUGUGUGAAGAAGCCAAUUUCAGAAGCUAGAGCAAGCUUUAUCAUGAAGGUUAUGGUGGCUCUCAUAGGAGCCUUGUGUGUGGCACUUGUUUUUCUUGUAGAAAAGCUUGGCACAUUGCUCCAGGCUGGCCGAAGUUUAUCGUCAAUUACAGCAGGACCAUUGCUUGGGGUCUUUAGUCUGGGGCUACUUUUUCCAUGGGCAAAUGGAAAGGGUGCCCUGGUUGGUGGAAUCACAAGUAUGUUACUUGUUGGCUGGAUUUCAGUAGGUUCACAAACAGCAAUUGCUGGUGGCACCUUGUAUUUUGAAACCAAGCCAACUUCAAUUGCAGGGUGUCCUGAGAUGCCAACAGUAGCACCUGCUUCUCUGCCGAGGUCUGAAGCUUUUGUGCUGUACCAGCUUUCAUAUAUGUGGUAUACAUUGGUUGGGUGUGCCACUGCCCUGUUUGUGGGGAUAAUAACAAGUUUCAUCACUGGAGCAACACGUGUGGCUGAUGUUGACAGAGCAUUUCUUAGUCCUGCAGUUCACUGGUUGCUUCCUUCACAAAAGGAAGGAGCAGAGAUGGAGAUGCCAAAAAGAAAGGAUCCAUGAGGUGUUAAGACUCCAAAUCUUACUGGUGAUUUAUGAAGCAUCAUUUCAGAACUGCCAUGAUGACAUGUUGAACAGACUACUGGCAGAGGAACCAGAGAUGCCACACACAUAGUCAGCUAACGAAGAGAGAGAG